AAUGGCUCAUAAGUUAUCUUAAAAUUGGGUUUUUUGGUAUGCUCCAAGAGGUAGAAAGGCUAUAGCAGGAUCAGAUCAUUAUGAUGUAAAUUUAAAAGAGAUUGGUGAAUUUAAUACAGUGGAGGAAUUUUACAGUUAUUAUUGUUAUUUACAAAGACCAAGUGAAGUAAAUAUAAAUUGAAUUUUAUAGGUUGAAAUCGAUAAUAAAAUCAUGAUGUUUAGAAAGGAACAUAAACCUAUGUGGGAGGAGUGUUUGGAUGGGGGAACUUGGAUUAUUCACUUUAAGAAGAGAGAAAAUGAAUUGCUGAAUAAAAAAUGGGAAGCUCUUCUUUUAGGUUAUUUGUUUUGGAUUAUUAAUAGCAUGUAUUGGAGAAGAAUUUGAUGAUGAUAAUGUUAUAGGAGUAGUACUAUCAAUUAGGGAGAGAAGAAAUUUAUUAGAGAUUUGGUUAAAAGAUAGGAGAGAGAGUGAAAAAAUUAGAAUAGGUGAGAAGUUGAGAUUUGCACUUGAAAUGGAUCCUAAUAAUCUUACUUUCUUUUUUAAAGAACAUAGUAAGAGUUUAAAUGUAUCUAUUAUAUUUAUGAAUUUAGGAUAAAUCAACUAUGAAAGGAGCUGAAUCAUAUACAUUUGUCAAAACUCCACUUGAAACACCUCAAACAGAACCUAAAGGACAUCAUCCAGAAUUAGAUUAAUUCAAGCUUUGAUU
This is a messenger RNA of Paramecium pentaurelia, 704 nucleotides long. The record is from the annotation of a GenBank genome assembly. NCBI's taxonomy places the organism in Eukaryota, Ciliophora, Oligohymenophorea, Peniculida, Parameciidae.